This is a messenger RNA of Aureobasidium uvarum, 1686 nucleotides long. The record is from the annotation of a GenBank genome assembly. Lineage: Eukaryota; Fungi; Ascomycota; Dothideomycetes; Dothideales; Saccotheciaceae.
AUGGAAGUGCCCGAGGCCAGAGUUUUGAUCGUCAUCACGGGCGGUACGAUAUGCAUGCAACAUUCUGAAAAUGGACUUGUGCCGGUAUGUAAUGUUAAUUUUGAUGGACUGGAAUCUUUGAGUAACUUUUCAUUGCAGGGAAAAGGAUUUCUGAAGAACGGUCUUGCACCCCGACCAUCUUUCAACGACGGCUCAUACCCCGAACCACUCGAGAUUGUGACAGACCAGAAAGGCACCCGCAAAGCUGUGCAAAGUCUGCGCACUCCNCCGAGCACCUACAAUCGCCAGGUGCGAUACAGUGUCCUGGAAUUUGACCAAUUGCUUGACAGCAGCAGCAUCGAUGCCGAAGGUUGGGACCAAAUCGCCAGAACCAUUGAGCGAAACUACCAGCUCUAUGAUGGCUUCGUUGUCUUGCACGGUACCGAUUCGCUAGCUUAUACUAGCAGUGCUCUCAGCUUCAUGCUCCAAAAUCUAGGAAAGCCUGUCAUCCUUACUGGAUCGCAAGCGCCAAUGAUGCAGCUGCAAAAUGAUGCCCAGGAUAACCUCUUAGGUGCUCUGGUCAUCGCAGGUCAUUUCAUGAUUCCCGAGGUUUGCUUGUUCUUCAACUUCAAGCUAUUUAGAGGCAACCGCGCGACCAAAAUCUCGGCCGACGACUUCAAUGGAUUCGCCAGCCCGAACAUGCCACCUCUUGCUACUAUCAGCAGUUUGAGAACAAACGUUAGCUGGGAUCUUGUCUACAGGCCAAAGAUCGUAAACCCCUUCCAAGUGCACUCGAAUCUGGAUACCGCUCAUGUGGCCUGUCUUCGUAUCUUUCCCGGUAUCAAGCCAGAAAUGGUAGAUCUAUUCCUACGUACAGAAGGACUCAAGGGUUUGGUACUCGAAACAUUCGGCGCUGGUAAUACCCCUGGAGGGCCAGACUCGCCUAUGACUAGAGUUUUGGCCGAUGCCGUCAAACGCGGCAUUGUCAUCGUCAAUGUGACACAAUGUCUCAGCGGCAGUGUCAGUCCAUUGUACGCUCCAGCGACCUAUCUCGGACGUGCAGGUGUGGUAUUUGGUCAAGACAUGACUACAGAAGCCGCUUUGACGAAACUUUCAUACCUACUCUCGAUUCCUGGAUCAACCCCCGAGGACGUGGCCAAACAGAUGCAUAACUCACUCAGAGGCGAGUUGACAGAGAGGGGACGGACACACUUCCAACACCCCACUAGUGGCACUCUGACGCCUGAAAUCUCGAGCUUGACUGCGCUUGGUUAUGCUAUUCAAGACGGUGACGCUUUGAGCGUAAGAGACGUCGUCAGGGGUGAGAAUCGCUGGCUUUUGAACGACGUCGACUACUCUGGAAACACACCUGUGGUAAGUUGUGGUCCCUCACCAAGAUCCCAAGUCAGGGGUUGCACAGUGUCUGAAGAUUCGACUGACCACAUUACANNGCAUCUUGCAGCAACCGGGCCUAACGUUGACGUGCUGAAGGAGAUGCUCAAUCUUGGAGCUAGCGUUCAUCUGCGCAAUCGCAAUGGGCGCACACCUCUNCUUGUCGCUGCGCAUGCGGGACUCCCCCACCAUGUCGAGGCUCUGAGGGAAGCAGGCGCUCAUCUGCACUCUGAUGAGCUGGACACAGCCAAGAUUUUUGCAAAGUCCGACCCUCACCCAGACGUGUGGAAGCUUGCCGGUGUUGAAGAGCUGUAG